GCAAAACUCGUGUUGCCUUCAACGGACACACCUUCAACUGUUUCGAAUGUCUUUUCUUACACGACUAAGAAUCUCAUAUUUUUGUAAAUAAUAAAUAUUAUAUUACCUAGACCUAUAUAAUCGUGAAAUGUAUUGGACUAUCUACUUAUGAACUAUUAUAAUCUACUUCAAGACAUCGGCGGAAUUUCAGAAGUCUUUUCGGACAAAUAUACGUCAAGAUUCAUGCAUUGAGAGGGAGAUGCACUAUUCAUGGCAGUCGGGAGACAGACGAGAUUGAGCUUUUGUGUCCUUCCUUGUUAAGCAACAAUUUACAAAAAGAUGUCUUCUCAUGGAGGUAUUCCCGAUGAGCUUCUCUGUAAGCUAGCUGAACACAUCGAGACAGGUGAGCAGAUGGAGGCCUUGGCACGAACGCUCGGAUUCGAAAAUGCAGCCAUCAAUAGAUACAUAGAAACUAACAGACUGGAAGGACGGAUCACGUGUAAGGGAACACGUGACAUGCUGUUUGACUGGAGACAGACCACUAGGCCAUCCAAUCAACAUCCUAGGCUGAAACAAGCUCUCAAUGAUUCUAAUCUAAUCAUGCUUGCUGAAACUUAUCUCAAUGACACAUUAGCAAACCAAGAUACAUACAGUGAGAAGAUUUCGGAAUCUCUGACUGUUCGAAAAUGUCGAACAAUCUUGGAGGACAAAUAUUCGAAUCAGCUAUGUAAAAUUCAAAUGAAACCUUGGGACAAAGAUGAUUAUGCAAAGUUUGAAGAAAUGCACACCGUUGUUACCAUGGUAAAAAAGGAUGCUCGUGGAAGAGAUAUUAAGGAAAAACAAAUACUUCAAGGCUCUGUUGGGAAAAUAUUUUCAGCCAAAGUAGAUGGAAGGUUUCCAUCUCGAAUCCUUAUUUCGGCACCAGCUGGACGAGGAAAGACGACAGCUGUCGCUAAGAUGGCGUACGACUGGGUUCACAGAGAGGAAGGGUCAGGAUUAGAAGACUUGCCACUUCUGUUCGUAGUCAAGUUUCGAAACACAAGUCACAGUACAUCGAUUGGAGAAGCUAUCAUAUCACAACUCCUGAGUGACGUUGACGAUCUGACGCCAGAGGGGAUAGAGAGUUUCAUCAGACAGCAUCAGGGAAUGUGUCACAUUGUACUAGAUGGGCUCGAUGAGUAUGCUGGUAUCUCUUCCUCAAGCAAUAUCAUGAGAAUUCUCCGCUGGGAAAUGUUUCCACAAUGUCGUGUUAUUGUAACAACACGACCUCACCUAGAAGACAUUUUUAGUCAAGGGGAUCUACCAAGGGUGUACACAAAGAUGGAGAUCGAAGGGUUCUCGCGGGAGAACGCACGCGAUUACGCUGACAGGUUCUUUACUUCUGUUCAGAAACCUAUGAAAGCGGACAGUCUGAAAGUUUACCUCGAUGGACAACCCCUUAUUGAGGAAUUAGUAAAAACUCCGCUAUUUUGCCUCAUGGUCUGUCACUUGUGGUCUGAAGAUCUACUACAGAGUGAGAUUACAACUCAAACAGCGUUACUCGACCAAGUUAACGUAUUCUUAAUGCUCCACGCAAAUGCCCGGACACCUGGCUUGAUAAAAACUCCCAAACAACUAAACAAAAUAAUACUGAAACUGGGAGAAAUUGCUCUCACUGGUCUGCUCAAUGAUGCUAAGAAGUUAGUUUUCUCGUCUUGUGAUUUUCAGAGAGUUCCCUCUAUUCUUGAUAUGGCAUGCGCCCUAGGAAUAGUAUCAAAGACUGUUGUUUCAACCAGACACCUUCCACAACUUGACGAAGCAUUUUCGACUACCAUAACUACUGUUGAGUUUUAUCACAAACUUGCUCAAGAACAUGCAGCAGGAAAGUAUCUUGCUGAUGAAACAAACCGCUUUCUUUUCUUGUUGAAGUUCAGUAAGUUAGACCGGGUACUGCGAGAUAUUAAAACAAGCAUUGGAGAAUAUGAAAAUCUUAUUCGAUUUGCUUCUGGUACGAAAAGCAAUCUCUGCACUAGAAUAAUGGAGAGCGUCCUUACAAAUACUUAUUUAUCUGAGAGUGAGCGAUAUCGUAUUCUCCUAGAUUGUUCUUCAGAGUCUGGGGUCAACGAUGGGAAUGUGUCAUCAUUGGUACGAAGAUGUGUGACGUCACAGCGUAUGGUCUUAAAGUCACCAACAGUGUAUACUUUUGUUGGGAUGCAAAAUCUUCCACGUGAGCUGAAACAGAAGGUUAGUAGUGUACAAUUCGAGCAGUCCAUCAUGACAGCCGCUGUGACAGAUGGACUAUGGGUCUGUCUUAAAUCAUUCCCGAUGCUAACUUCUCUAACCAUCUCAGACUCAUCUAUCGAUUUCACUCCAUCUCCUCCUGAGCUACCAUCCAUCAGAAGUCUAUCAGUUGAGGGAGUGACGUCACAGUGCUAUAAAGGUCUGAUCUCAACGCUCCCUGGCAUGGUAUAUAUCGAUGUAACUAUCGAUGAUUUAGAGGAGGACAUAGCCCAUAUCGUAUCUGUCCUCCGUCGGACAGGGGGACAGAAGCUCGAACGAAUAAUUAUACGCAAAACUUCGUCAUCAUUCCCGUCACGGAAGAGUCCUUUCCAGAAUGAGACAGAGGGAGGACCGAGGCUGCUUUUCGUCAAAAAUAGUUUGGGCCCGAACAUGCUUAAAUUGCACAACCAUGACAACGCUCUACAUCCGGAAAAGAAAGGUCCUGUUGAAGUCCUCGAGUCGUUUGCAUUCUUGGCAUCAUUGGCUCAACUGAAACUAGAAUUUCUUGAUGGUUGGUCUUUCAACUUCGAAACGUCGUUUAGGGUAGAGAUAACCAAAUGCCAUCUGUCUCCUGAGAUGACGACGAGAGUGUGGUCCUGUCUGAGAUCGUUCACCUCACUGAACCAUCUCAACAUCUCAGACUCAUCUAUCAGUUUCUCCUCAUCUCCUCCUGAGCUACCAUCCAUCACAGAUAUAUCAACUAAGAGAGUGACGUCACAAUGCUAUGAAAGGUUAAUCUCAUCACUCCCUGCUUUGGUAUAUAUCGAUAUCAUUAUCGAUGAGGCAGAGGGAGACAUAGCCGAUAUCACGGCUGGUCUUCGUCGGACUGGAGGACGGAAGCUCACACGCAUUGACCUUCACACUCCGUACUCACUCCCAUCAGAGAAGAAGACCGUUUCAAGCAAGACAAUGAGAGGACUGGGUCUGCUCAUCAAGGAACAUACCAAGAACCUGGAGUAUCUCAUUCUGAAAAGGGUGAAGUGCACAGACGAGGAUGACUUGGUUUAUCUCAUUGAAUGCUGCAGACAUGUGAAGACGAUGGAGCGCGUAAUACUCUGGACAUGUGGGACGAUGUCAAAUGGUAAGGUGGCUUCUUACCUCGAGCGCAUUUACGGUCAAUCAUCCAACGGUCUCUACGUGCGUGUUUCCCAUGGUGGUGGAGAGUCUUUAGACGCAUAUGUACCUCGUUUCCCACAAUGAUUGAACGAUGAGCAUGAUGAGAGUAAAGCUGACUCCUACGUGUGCUAUAAGCAUCUAAUGCGAACGAUUUUAUCGUACCACGCUAUGGAAUGGAUUAGU
This is a messenger RNA of Lytechinus pictus (painted urchin), 3537 nucleotides long. RefSeq lists its product as uncharacterized. The transcript has 8 exons. Bases 319 to 3438 code for a protein of 1039 amino acids. NCBI's taxonomy places the organism in Eukaryota, Metazoa, Echinodermata, Echinoidea, Temnopleuroida, Toxopneustidae. The record is from RefSeq and is a predicted model, not a curated record. Gene Ontology annotation, molecular function: protein binding. Gene Ontology annotation, biological process: signal transduction.